Molecule: messenger RNA, 4956 nt
Organism: Carassius gibelio (silver crucian carp)
Lineage: Eukaryota; Metazoa; Chordata; Actinopteri; Cypriniformes; Cyprinidae
Product: interleukin-1 receptor-associated kinase 1
Exons: 14
Coding region: 178-2292 (704 amino acids)
Biological process (GO): protein phosphorylation; signal transduction
Cellular component (GO): plasma membrane
Molecular function (GO): protein kinase activity; ATP binding; protein binding
Source: RefSeq, a predicted model, not a curated record
CAGUAGCACGGCUGUGGUGGGGCUCAAACUAAAAAGAAAAGAAACCACAAGUGACAGCCACAAGCAGGAAACUCCCGCGUUAAGACCACGUAAAAUAAUAUCAGAGCUGAUCAAAAAUAUUGUCACAGCGAAGCAGAUAAAGAUAAAGUAAGGGAAAACGCGGAUGGUUUGUCAAAAAUGUCUGGAGCGGAGUUUGAAAGGGAAUUUCUUUACAACUUACCCGCGUCUGUUAUGACUCACUUUACACGGGUUAUGGACUCACUUUCACUCUCAGACUGGACAUUAUUCGCUUCAUAUGUAAUCUCAGACCAGACUGAACUACGUCUUUUGGAGCAAAGCCCCAGACGGACAGAUAACCUGAUCCACACAUGGGGCAAUCGCAACGGGACGGUCGGAGACCUGCUGAAGAUUCUUGAGGGCUUGCAGUGGUUUAGGGCCCGCGAUAUCAUCCUUCAAUGCAGACAUAUACAGCAGUUUCGUUCAAAGCAGCAGUCACCUUUAACAGUGCCACCAGUCCCUGCGUGUCAAAACAGUACAGCCAUCUUUGUCAAAGAGUCUCUCCCUGUCCCAGAAGUCAGGCCUCUACCCAAGCCUAGCCCCCCACCGCCUGAUCUGGACUCUGUGGAUUCAAGAAUUUCAAAUACAGAGUGCCCAUGUGUGAACCAAGUGGAACCCCCGCCACUUUCCUCUACUGCAAUGAGCUGGCCGUUUGAGGAAAUCCAGAGUGGCACGUGCAACUUUUCCCCGUCCAACCAGAUUGGAGAAGGAGGUUUCGGGCACGUGUAUAAAGCUGUGAUGAGAAACACUGAUUUUGCUGUGAAGAAGCUGAAAGAGGACUCCCACUUGGACUGGAAUGUCGUGAAGGAAAGUUUCAGAACGGAAGUAGAAAAACUAUCACAAUACAGACAUCCCAACAUAAUGGACUUUGUUGGCUACAGUAUAGAAGGACAAAUGUAUUGUUUAAUAUAUUUUUAUAUGCCGAAGGGCUCUUUAGAGGUCCGGCUUCGAUGUGAGGACAGUAACGCCCUCUCUUGGUCACAGCGUGUAAAUGUGUUACUUGGCACUGCCAAAGCUAUUCAGUACCUUCAUUCUUGUUCACCUGCACUUAUUCAUGGAGAUAUCAAGAGCUCGAACAUCCUUUUAGAGGACCACCUGGAGCCCAAGCUGGGGGACUUUGGAUUGGCACGUUUUUGUCGGAACCCCAACAAAACCCCAGGCAAGACGUCCAGCGUGGCUCAAACAGCUACGGUCCGGGGAACUCUCGCAUACCUCCCAGAAGAAUACCUGAAGGAUGGACAGCUGGGAGUGGAGAUCGACAUCUACAGCUUUGGAGUGGUCAUGCUAGAGGUACUUACUGGACGCCGGGCUCUGGAGGUCAAUGGCCAAUCCAGAACUGUUUACUUGAAAGAUCUAGUAAAAGAGGAGGAAGAUGAUGGAAGGAGUUUGAGCAAAGGGAAGCAUUCGCGGGAGCUGUCCAAUGCUUACGCAGCUGAGAACAUCUGCAGGAAACAUCUGGAUCCUCGACUGAUGACUAAAGACACUCCUUCCCCUCAAGGAUCGAUGGAAAUCUCUCAGCUGGCAUGUCAAUGUUUAGACCGACGGCGGAAGAAGAGACCCCGGAUGACAGAAGUGUUCAAAGCACUUCAAGAUGUGCAUUUAGGGUUGAAGACCUCUGGCAGAUCGACCACAGUCAGAUUGUCUCCCGUAUCGUCUCAUCCAUCCACUCCUGAGCCUCUGCGCUCCGGCAGCAGCUCCCUGGACUCUCUGACUCAUCAGUUCUCUAAACUCCGCCCUCAAGAAGACACGUACCCCUGCCUUCACAAGACUGGCUGCCCCACCUUGACCUCUGCCGUGACUCAGUCUAGCUGCUCGGGGUCAGAGUUGAAUGCUGAAUCGUGGGCUUCACAGUCUUCUGGAAUGCCCUGUGAAUCGGAUGAGAGUCAAGGCUUUUCUCAGUACUUGACGAGUCACUGUAGCAGAGCUCAGGAGACGUCAUGUGGGAGCUUUGGCAUUCAGAGCACUAAAACAAGUGGUUCUUUAGUGGAAAACUCACCACAGUCCAGUCCCAAUGAAGGUUUUUCUGACAAUAAAGUGUUUGUGAAUUCUGUGAGGCAGCGACUGGUCCGAAAAAUUGAGCUUUAUGAAGAGGGAAGGAUUUUAACUUCUGAUCUGCUGUCACCAGGAGCCUCAUUAUACCGGGAGAUGAAUGCUGAAACGAGGGAGCCAGAAGAGAGUGAUGAGUUUGCAAGUGAGACGUCUGGAGUCCACAUGCAGUCGCCUGCUGCAGUUUAACACUGGAUUAACGUCUGGAGGAAGGAACCCAGCUACAUAUAUUUGAUGAAAAUAUCACAUGAAAUAUUCACAAAUAUCUUUAAGGUAGCCUACUAGGGGUGUCCCCGACUAAAGAUUUUCAGUCUAAUCAGAAUUUUCGAAUCGUGCCGAUAUUCGACUGAUAGUCAAAUCGUAUGUUUCGGGGGCAAAAUACAUUACCAAGAGUCAAUUCAGACAUUCGACGGCCAUAAUUACGUUAACACACAGGGAAGAUGUGUAACGGACGCCUCGCAGAUACAAACAGAGUAAAUAAUGAUUUAAGUUUUGAUUUAAAGAUUAACAUUAAAUGCAAUUUAACAUUUUUUACAACAGUGCUCUCUCAUUAUAAAGUUAUGUAUAUGAGAGUAGUUAUUAAUAUUCUGAAAUUAAGAUGUGCGCGCUGAAGAUGACCAGUAGAAUGAAGCAGCAGGUUUUUAAAACAUCAUUUAUCUCAUAUAAAAUACGCUUUAUUUAUACAUCAUUAACAACGUUAAUAUUACAACUUCUAGGCUUUCUGCACAAAAUACCCCGAAAGCGUGAACAUGUCUGUGUGGCUCUGAAUGAACACAUUCUUCACACAACAAUGUGCAGAAACACAGCAACUACACUCUAAAAAUUCACAGCGUUUUAUUAUAAUGGUGUCAUUAUAUGUAUGUAUAUGACAGUCCCAGUCAUAGUUAUUAAUAUCAGGGCCGCCGGCCCAUGGUCUGUUGGUGCCCUAUAGGUGAGAUGAUAGAUUUCUAGAUUUUCAGACUUUAAAUAAAGUAAAAUUAAAUAAGCAGUUAACAGUUAAGAUGUUCUUAAAAGACUAUAUCAAAAUACUACAUAAAGAUCACUAGCUAAUACUGACAUAUAAUUAUGUUAACUUGUGAUUUUUACCUCUAUAUUUAUAUUUUUUGGCUCUUCUUGUUUGAGUUGCUUCCUGCCUUGUGCCCCUGAUAAUUUUCUUUUUUUACUCAUUUUUUUUUAGAAAUGAUACUUUAAGAUCACAUAAAUUACAAAACUAUUUUAACUGCAUGCGCCAUGCAUAAUUAAUGCAUUAUGAUGAUGUACUAUAUGACACAGAAAGUGUUUAAAUUAAUGUUGUCAAAUCGUAUUUUCCGUUGAUGUCAAUUUUAUUUUAUUCUAAAAUUUAUUUUGAUGAUCGAUCAGUACUAAAAUUGUAAACUUUUAGAAAUUAUUUCGCUUAAUAUAUGGGUGUAGGAGCACACAAUGGGCACAAGAGGGCUCAAAGAAAAAAAAAAAAAACACAAAAAGAACUUUUGUGCAGUUCCCACCAGUCAUUUUUUGCCCUAUGUAAGUGCCUGUGUUACCAAUGCCACGGCCUGCCCGGAUUUAUAUUCUGCAUUGUUGUUUUUUUGUCCUGCUCGCUCACGCUGCGCGCUGAAGAGAUCCUUAAUGUAGUAGCCUACCACAAUGAAGCUGAACUCAACUAAAUGCAUCAUGAUAAAUAAUAUAUACACAAUCUUUCACUCUGCCUGUGUCAGUGUAAGAUUAUGGAGAGUGUAACUUAAAUCUAUAGGGGUGGUAAAAAUAUUUAUUUAAAGCUUCUUUCUUUUCAGAUUCUUAUUUAUCACAGUAUUUUAAUAGGCUGUAUAUUAACUUAUUGGGAGAAAACCAGUGGUUCUGUGUGAAAUCAGACAUUUGAGCUCCCCACAUACAGCCAAAAUGGCAUGAUCAUAACACACCCAGUGAAUAUUCGACAGAGAGAUUGGUAUCGAAUCAAGCUCCUCCUCUCAAAGCAUCGAGUCUAUUCGGGGUCACCCCUAUUAACGGUACUUUUUUUUACUGUUAUGGUAGAGAAAAUACCUUCAUAAAUACCUCGCCCAAGCUGCAGAUUAAUAAUCUUCUUUUUUUAUGGUAAUAUGGUAAUAGCAAAUGAAACAAGGUAUGGAUGAAGAAAGCUCUGUAGUUAUGAACCUGUGAAUCUUGAAUGACUAGCCAAAGAAAUAUAAAAGUGCAUAAUUUAUUGUUAUACGCCUGUUAGUUUGGCGAUCGAAUGUCUAUAGCUUGUUGUUUUUGGCUUUGUUCUCAGCAGCAUAUUGUUAAUAACAUAAUGUCAAGUUCAUUGAUUGUGGCCGAAACGCCUUCAUAUAUGAAUAACUAUUUAAAUCCUGUUAGUGCUGUUUAACAUUAAUGACUACUCUAUUUCUGUGAUACUAACUGCUGAUUGUUAUAUACAUUAAAUUAAACAUUUAGCCUGUACUUAAUCGCGCACAUUAGAUUUUUUCCCCCUAGUUAGAUUACUGCAAAGCCAAAACCAUUUUAUAUGAAACACUGAUUGUUUGUUUGUUUGAGUUUGUUUUAACCAGAGCCCUAACAGCUGUUACACAUUUCUACAUUCAGCCCUUUGCUUUAUAACUGUAUACAAUGAUUUGUAAAAUGUAAUAAUAAUUAAAAAUAAAAUUAAAAUUGUUCUUAGAUGCAACAAUUUAAUCUGCUCUAUUGAAAGAAAAUGUUGUUUUUAUGAAAUGCAACUCUUUUAUUGGCAGUGGAGUGUUUUGUAAGCACAUUAUAUUUACAUAAAUUAUGAUUAUAGUUAUUUUACUGCAGAGAUCAUGAGUAUUAGAGAUGGUAGAGUUACAGGAGAAAUUACCAUGUUAACCAUAGAUUCUGAUACAUAAUAAAAAUAUAUUUUACAUGAAA